Molecule: messenger RNA, 3924 nt
Organism: Crotalus tigris (Tiger rattlesnake)
Lineage: Eukaryota; Metazoa; Chordata; Lepidosauria; Squamata; Viperidae
Gene: ZBTB17
Product: zinc finger and BTB domain containing 17
Exons: 14
Coding region: 308-2590 (760 amino acids)
Biological process (GO): regulation of DNA-templated transcription
Molecular function (GO): RNA polymerase II cis-regulatory region sequence-specific DNA binding; protein binding; DNA-binding transcription factor activity, RNA polymerase II-specific
Source: RefSeq, a predicted model, not a curated record
GAGGUGGCCCGCGGCGCAUGCGCGCGCGCGCGCGGCGCCGUAAAAAGCGGGCGCCCUCCGCGCUAGAGCCGCUUCCGCCCGCGCGCAAAAUGGCGGCGCCCUUUGUCUGUUCCGUGUCACCGUGAUCGCCGCCGCUGCUGCCGCCGGGAUUAUGUGACGCUCGUGGGAUGGCAGGUGCGGGGCCGAGAGGGCAGGCGGCGCCCGCGGGCUCCUUCCGCCCGCCCAGCGGCUGAGAGCGGGGCCGGCCGUCCCCGCAGGCGAGAUCGGGCGAAGAAAAGCGGCGGCGCGGAGCGCUCCUCUUCGGGCCAUGGACUUCCCGCAGCACAGCCAGCAAGUCCUGGAGCAGCUGAACCAGCAGCGGCAGCUGGGCCUCUUGUGCGACUGCACCUUCGUGGUGGACGGCAUCGACUUCAAGGCCCAUAAGGCGGUGCUGGCAGCCUGCAGCGAGUACUUCAGGAUGCUCUUUGCCGACCAGAAGGACGUGGUGCACUUGGACAUCAGCAACGCGGCAGGUCUGGAGCAAGUGCUGGAAUUCAUGUACACGGCCAAGCUGACCCUCAACCCGGAGAACGUGGAGGACGUCUUGGCCGUGGGCAGCUUCCUUCAGAUGCAGGAGGUCGUCCAGGCCUGCAACGCGCUCAGGGCCCUCUCGGCGCCAGCUGGGCUGGAGAUCCCCGCAGUGGCUGGGCAGGAGAAAACAACCAGCAGCAAGCACAAAGCAGAAGCCCUCACGGACCAGGAGGAACCAACUUCCUGUGACAGCCUCCAGCCGGCUGAAGCGGACCUUCCUGCAGAGGAUCCGAAGGACGAGGCGGUAGCAGGAAGAGAGUGUGUGGCUGGUCAAAGGCCAGACCCUCCGACGCGGAAAGUCCCUGCGGAGGUGGAGCUGGAAAGCCACGAAGAGGAGGAAGACCCGCCCUCAGAGGCGGAGGGCAGCGGCGCGACGGCUGAGCCCAAACUGGACCUGCUGACCAACGGCAGCGUCCCCGAGGAGACCGAGUCUGGCGGCACCGACUCUGGGCAGGAGAAUGCGGGAGAGGGCAGGCUGCUCUGCUCGGGGACAUACAGCGACAGGACGGAGUCCAAAGCGUACGGCUCCGUGACCCACAAGUGUGAGGACUGUGGAAAGGAGUUCACCCACACGGGCAACUUCAAGCGCCACAUCCGCAUCCACACGGGAGAGAAGCCCUUCUCCUGCCGGGAAUGCAGCAAGGCCUUUUCUGACCCUGCGGCCUGUAAAGCACACGAGAAGACCCACAGCCCCCUGAAGCCGUACAGCUGCGAGGAGUGUGGCAAGAGCUACCGCCUCCUCAGCCUGCUGAACCUGCACAAGAAGCGCCACACGGGGGAGGCCAGGUACCGCUGCGAGGACUGCGGGAAGCUCUUCACCACCUCGGGCAACCUGAAGCGCCACCAGUUGGUGCACAGCGGGGAGAAGCCCUACCAGUGCGACUACUGCGUGCGCUCCUUCUCCGACCCCACCUCCAAGAUGCGGCACCUGGAGACGCACGACACCGACAAAGAGCACCAGUGCCCUCACUGCGAGAAGAUGUUCAACCAGGUGGGGAACCUCAAAGCCCACUUGAAGAUCCACAUAGCUGACGGUCCCCUGAAGUGUCGCGAGUGUGGGAAGCAGUUCACUACCUCAGGUAACUUGAAGCGGCACCUCCGCAUCCACAGUGGAGAGAAACCAUACAUCUGCGUCCAUUGCCAGCGCCAGUUUGCUGACCCGGGGGCUCUCCAGCGGCACGUUCGCAUUCACACAGGCGAGAAGCCCUGCCAGUGCAUAAUUUGUGGGAAAGCCUUCACCCAGGCCAGCUCUCUAAUAGCCCACGUGCGCCAGCACACUGGGGAAAAGCCCUACGUUUGCGAACGUUGUGGCAAAAGGUUUGUCCAGUCCAGCCAGCUGGCUAAUCACAUCCGCCACCACGACAACAUCCGCCCUCACAAGUGCAACGUCUGCAGCAAAGCUUUUGUGAACAUGGGGGAUCUGUCCAAGCACUUCAUCAUCCACACAGGGGAAAAGCCGUUCCUGUGCGACAAAUGCGGCCGCGGCUUCAACCGGGUGGAUAAUCUCCGCUCCCACGUCAAGACGGUCCACCAAGGCAAAGCGGGGAUGAAGCUCCUGGAGCCCAGCGAAGACGACGAGCUCAACAUUGUCACCGUGGCCUCAGAGGAGAUGGUGACGCUGGCCACGGAAGCCCUGGCUGCCACGGCAGUCACCCAGCUCACUGUUGUUCCCGUCGCAGCGCCCGUCACCGCAGACGAGACGGAAGCUCUCAAGGCGGAGAUCACCAAGGCCGUGAAACAGGUCCAAGAGGCAGACCCCAACACCCAGAUCCUCUACGCUUGCGAUUCCUGCGGGGAGAAGUUCCUGGAUGCCAACAGCUUGGCUCAGCAUGUGCGCAUCCACACAGCCCAAGCCCUGGUCAUGUUCCAGGCGGACACAGACUUUUACCAACAGUACAGCGCUACUACCGCUUGGCACGGCGAGCAGGUCAUCCCAUCGGGAGAGCUACUCUUCCGGGCACGGGAUGGCAGCGAAGUGUCGCCGGCCUUGCCGGAGGCCCCACCGGCGGCUGGAGAGUGAUGGCAGAUGCAGCUCCGCCUGAAGACGGGUGCCCAAAGGAGAAGCCCCCCCCCCCCCCGGUCAGCUUGGAGAGCCCCCCUCCUGCUCGGCGGAAGGACUGGGAAAAGCUCUGCUCCCGCCAGCCGCCACCUCCCAUCGCUCUGAACGCUCCAGCGCUGCUCACAAACCGCUAUUUAAAGCCACGAGUGCUACAUAAAACUGAUGUAAAAAAAAAAAUAAUAUUUCUAUAUUGGAGAGACUUACACCUGUGUUAAUAGUGAGAAGAAAUAAAAGGCUGUUAUUUUCUAUGUUUGAAAUUAAAACUUUGCUUUGGCUGAGUUUGGUCUCUUCAGCCAAGGUUUUCCUAGCUUUUCUUCGCUCGGUCUCCCCAGCAGAACACACAGGAGGGUUUUGUUCCGUCCACCAGAUCCGGAAAGCCAGCCAAGGCUCCUGUCGGAAGCAGAAUUUCCAGCCACUGCUUCAAGGGAGGAGGUGGUGAAGGACACCUUGUAUUGAAGCAGCCUAGGCACCCCACUUUCCUGCAGAUAACCGUGAACACCAGGGUGUUUUGUCUUUUUUAAUAAAAGUCUGUAUUCCAAUGGACACACAAAACAAAACUGCGCUGAGAAAACAGUUCCAUAAAUUAAGUCUUAGGAGGAUCGGAGAGAAGGCAGAUUAAAAAGUCUGUACAGUGGGUGAAACCUUCCGUGGGCAGAGCGAAGGCGGCGGGGGGGGGGAGGCCCAUGUCUAAAUGAAGCGCACUUACAAAUGAGUGACAAAUACAAAGUCGGAGUAUGAAAAUAAGAUUUUCUUUGAAAACACAUCUUUUUUUUGGCACAGGUUAAAAAAAAAGUAUGUUGUGGGGAUCAGAUUUCUUUAGAGUUUUUAUAUAUAUAUAUGUAUAUAUGUGUGUAUAUAUGCGUGUGUGUAUAUACAUACGCACAUCCAGACACAUACAUAUAUAUAUAUAUAAAAUAUUAUAUAUAUAUUUAUAUAUACACACACCCACGGAGUCCUGCAUAAUACCACCGAGGACAAAAUAGCUCUCCUUUUUAUGCUUUGCGUUCAGUGUAAACUGUACAUCCAGGAUGGAGUAGGGAAACUGCGAGGGGGAGGGAGGGGGGCUUCUCCUGGAGAGCGUGAAAUGCUCCUUGACCCACAGACUGGAGCGGAAAGUCCUGCGGUUCUGAGUCCACGCCGCCAGCUGCUGUGUGUGUGUAUUGAGACAUCCAUCUAGCAUACCACAACAACUCUUCAACUGUGCAAAGGUCCAAAGUCGCAAAUUUUAGUGCAAAGUCCGUUCCUCCUCUUCCUCCUCCUCUCUAGCCAGCUGUCAAAAAAAAAAAAAAAAAAAA